Molecule: messenger RNA, 6988 nt
Organism: Dreissena polymorpha
Lineage: Eukaryota; Metazoa; Mollusca; Bivalvia; Myida; Dreissenidae
Exons: 7
Coding region: 168-1247 (359 amino acids)
Source: RefSeq, a predicted model, not a curated record
CUAUGACCCGAAAGACGAAACUACCUGAAAGAAAUAAUAUUGAUGCAAAUGAAAAACUUGAUGACUACUAUAUAUGGCGGUGAAAUCGAAACUAGGACUAGUAGGAGAAAUACUGUUUUAGAAAGCUCUUGUAUUUAUUCGCCGUUUACUCCAAUCUCAAUAAGAAAAUGGAUGAAGAAGGAAGUAAACAAUAUGACAUCAAUGUGCGAACAACCGGAGAAGCAGAUGGCUAUAUUGCUGCAAAAAUGCAUCUAAACACAGAUUCAGUGGCAGUCAUUUUCAUCGCGUCGGAAUACAGCAACAUUUCAAUUACGACUGAUAAUCUGAGAUACAUCUAUCAUAACAAACCAGGCUCAAGUUCUGAUUCAGAUAUGUUUGCUUACACGUUUCUGAUUUCAUACUGCAAUCAAGACUCCAACGUUGAAACCAUUUUUAUCCACACUACAUUGGAUGCAGGCGAUAUAUUAAAAUGCAUCAAUGCGUUGCGAGGAAUUCAGCGGCGCAAGUAUAUUGGUCAAGAGGUCGACGAAGACAUGAAGAAUCAGAUAGAUGCAACCUUGCUUGCCCAGCCACUAUUUGUAGGUGUUGUGGAUCUGAUUCUGUUCCCUGCAGAAGACGAAUUGUCGGACCCCGUAAUGGAGCCAGUCAAGUUCCUGCUGGUUCUUGACAUGGAAAGCAUGUGCCUCUUCAACAACAGCAGCUAUCUAUACCCGGAGCAUAGGCUCAUGUUCUGGACCAUCAGUGAUGAGCUCAGCGUUGAGAAGGUGAAAUUGUUGACAGAUACCAAUAGGGCCAAGUUGAUCCGGCUUUUCAGAAAGGACCUUUGCUUUCAAUUUCCUUCCAUCACCAGACUUGUUGAAAAGCUGCAGAAAAUGACCCCUACCAGACAACACCUGCUGAAAAACCCGCAAGAAUUGGUGGGUUUCCUUUCGGAGAGGAAGCGUGUUUCUGCCCAGCGUCCACCUACCCAAACCUCACAGCCGUGGGAUGACCAUGAUGCCCAAACAUCACAGCCAUGGGUUGGCCAUGAUGCAGAUGAAACCCAGGGACCAUUCAGUUCUGAUCGAAAAUUGGCUCUGAAGCUUAGAAAUGAGUUGGACAGUGCAGUGGAGGAGCUGAAAUCCAAUGAAGAGAUUGAGGUUUUCUGGGUGACCAUGGCAGCUGAUGCACAAGAAAUGAUGGAUGCUGGAACUAUACCAACGUGUGAUCACCGCAGUGGGGGUAGGUUCAAGCAUUCAAAGCUUUGAAUAAAACUGUUUGAACUUAAAAGUUAUUAUUUGAUUAUUUAAAGUCUCAAUGAAGUGUGCUAUUAUUAAACUGUUUAAAUAUAUUAUAAAUAGUUUGUGUACAGAAGAAAACAUUGAUUUUGCAUUCUAAAAUAUGUUUUAAUGAUGGUGUAUGAGGAAUACAAUCAUAACAAAAUUGACCUUAUUUGUUUAUAUUUUGCAUAUUAGAAAUACACUGAUUCUUACUAAUGUUUCUGUAAGUCAUAUAUCGUGGAAUAUUGAAGUUUGAAACAACAACAAUCUUAAUUAAAUUUACAAUACCUGUACAUGUAUAUAAUUGAACAUAAAUAAUUUAAGACUUUUCUUAAUCAUUUCAUAUUUUUAAUUCAAAUCAGUUUUAGGUAAUUUAAAAUAUACCUGAUUUGUAUGAUUGAAAUGUAUUUGUUAUUUUAUGUUGGAAACAAUUGUUUAUAACUGAAAAUUCAUACAACAAUUUUGUGAAUUCAAAUGGUUCAACAUUAUUUUACGCUUUGACCUCCUAUAUUUUCUACCAAACUCUUUAAGACCAAAUCCUCUCUUAGGUUUGUAAAUAGUUUACUUGCAUUAAAAGCUACGCAUUGUUUUAAUGUAAUUUUGCAAUAUGUUGGCCAUUUGGACUAAACUUUCACCCUUGAAACAAUUAAAAACACAAUUUUGCAAAUAAUCAGGGUAACAAACCCCUGAAAUUUAUUCCAUAUUGUCUAGGUAUGGACCCCCGACAAUGGUGACCACUUGCAAAGAGCCAUAGAAGAUGUGGCAGAGCAACUCAAUAAGAAUGAUGUGCGUGUGGCCUUGUCAAGAUUAGAGGCUUGCAGGGAACUCUUCAAGGACAGUACCCUGGCUGAAGUGAAGGGAAUUUUCUCCGACUGCACCAACAUUGAGCUGCUUAAGAAGAUAUACUAUCGGUCCCUGUGCACUUAGACCCAAGAGUAGCACAACAUUUAAAUCAGACAUGAACAACAAGUUAUCCUGUGCCGGUAUUCACAAACCCUUAAGUGCAAGCUUAUCUUUUAAAUUUUACCCAUCCUUCCAACUCUUAUUCCGGUAUAAAUCUAUUCUGAAUUACAAUAUUUGCUGUGUACAAAAUAAUAAAAGAUUAAUUACUUCUGAAAGAUUACGUAAUUUUAACAAUUUAAUAAAAGCAACAUGAAAUAAUUGGAUGAAAUUUUUCCUAUGCAGCUUUGUGUAUAUGGACACAGGGAGCAUGCCUUUGUUUAAUUCUUGGAAACUGAUUUUGAUUAAGAGUUGCAUGCUACCUGCACUACUUUACAAAUAUUAUGUGGGGUUUUAUGGUUGUGAUACUAAACAAAAUAGAGGAGGCAGGUUUUUAUUUUGUUCUUAAAUAAGCUACCAUCUUCAAUAUUUUUAAAAUGGAAAAAAAUAUUUAUUUCUCAGAAGCAUAAAUCAAAACUGAUUUGAAUGGAUUGCUUAAAAAAAUACUGUAAUUUCCCUAAUUAACUAUUUAUGUAAAAAAAAACAAUCAUGAAAAACUCAAUAAAAUGUUCUACAGUUAAGUAACUUAAACAUAAUUUUUUUUAUCUAUUUACUCACCAUGUGUGUUAUAUUGCUAGAAUUUGAUUUGUCAUAUAUUUCAAAUGAAGUGUUUUGGUUUUUGUAAAAUAAUUAAUAUGUGCGUUUAAAAUCAUAAACAGUUACUUUGAAUAAUACUGCUUCUUGUACACGAGUUUAAAAACGGAAAAAAACAUUUAAUAGUAUUCAUGUAAGAUGAUAUCCCAUUGAAAGUUUUUGCAUUUUUGAGAAAUUUAUCUUUUAAAAUAUGUAAACUCUUAAUAUUCUGUAUUUACCUGUUGUCUAUAAUUUUACCAUUAAUUAUCAAAGUCUCUACAUUUGUGCACAAACAAAGUUUUUCCUGGAAAUUCUGGCACAUUUUUUUCAUAAUUUUAUGAAUUUACUAGCAUGAAUGUACUGCCAGUUUAUAAGUCUUUUCAGGAUUCACUGUUUACAGAAUGUGUAUAGAAUGUUCAUACCUUACUAGUAUUACUGUUAAUCUAUAUUAGCCAGGUCAUGGGAAAAUGGGUUUAUCACAUAUGCUGCCAGUGAAGGUCCAGACCAGCCUGUCCAUUUGCACAGUCUGGUCAGGGGUUUCUCUGUCCGCAUUAGGACCAGCAAGCCUGCUUGACUUUGUAGUGUAGUAGCUUUAGACCAGCCUACGCAGAAUGAAUGACUUUAGUGCAGAAUUUAAGUCUUCUAUGUAAUAAAGUGUUCAUUUAACAUUCUGAGGAUGGUGUGUAUAUGAUAAAAAAUAUUAUUUCCGUUAAAAGCAGAAUUUGUGUUAGUUAAAUAUGUAUGUAGAGCCUAAUCAAGUUUGCAUUCAAAGACUCUAAAGAUUUCCGAUUCUAAAAUACUGUAGCUUACCAAGUAUUAGAAUAGCAACAAUAAGUUUUGUUAUUGUAACCAUGCUUAAGUAAAGAAGUACAGUAUUGAAUACUUUCUUAUUUGAAUAAGACACAGAAUUGCGCUAGAUUUUAUGUUUAAUGUACAAAAAGCUGCAACAAUUAGUUUCAUGGUGUACAUGUAUUAUGAUUGUGUACAUGAUCUAUGCAUAAUAUGUGUCAUUUAUGAUUUAUUGUUUUGUAUUUCUUUUUCAUUAUAAUAAGACCAUUAUGGAAAAAGUAAAAAAUUUGUUUGGAAAAGUAUUGGCAGUUGUAUUUUUUCCAGCUGGACUACUUUACAAUUUUUUCUUUUAAAGUUUGUGUCCUUAUAAUUAUAAUUAUUGUUAAUUAUUAAAGAUUCUGUAAACUUGAAAGUUGGAAGUUAUAUUGUGCCAAUUUGUGUUUGUAAAUAAAUCAUGUUUUGCUUUUAAUGUUUUGUGUACUUCUCUGAACUGAUGUAUAAAUAUAUUUUUUUUCUAUUGUUUUGCUAAUGUGAUGAUUAUUUUUAUGUUCCCAUAGUUUCUUGCAAAGCUUUAGAAUUUGUAGCAAUGUGUGCUAGUAUACUUCUAGUCCUUUAAAAGUUAGUUAAAUAAAUAUCUAAUGCUUAUACAUGGAUAAUAUUACAAAAAGACAUUACAAGAGAAAUAUUGGUAAAUAAGCAUAUGUUUUGAAUAUAUCUCUGGAAAUAUUUAGUGGAACGUUUUUGUGAUUGUGUAUUACCUAUUCUGUACUGUUUCACCAUACAAGAUUUUUGUUUAAAUUACAAAACAACUAAUAUGUAUGAAUGUAUUACUAGUUAUUGUAGUUGAUAUUGUCAGCAUAACUUUACCUGUUUGAAGUGUGUGGGCUGUGCUGUGAUUGGAAGUUGAGUAAUGUGAGCUUCAGUGUGUACCUUGUUGGAUGACUGCUUGUGACAUAACUCUGUUUGUUCUUGAAAUGCUACUUUGUGCAUGUAUUGUGUCAGUGUGGCCUGGCUGGUUUCAGGCUACCUAUUCCAUUUUAGUCAGUUUUUUUAUACACAAAUGUGUUUGUGGUAUGUAUUAUGCCAAUCACUAUUACUUUCUUUAGUCUAGUUUAUCUGUACGCUCCUUCACAGACAUGAGCUCUUAAUGGUUUUUUCUAUUCUGCUUUUCGUCAUUUUUUACAAACACUUAUUUGAUUUGGUUCAUGCAAGCUUGUUUUUCUUUAUUUAUUUCUGUUCCCAUGUUCUUUAAGACAGUGUCUGAAACUCUAAUUAUUCUGUUUGUAUUUUUUAGAUAAUAUAAUAGGUAUGUUGAAAUUGUAGAAUUUCGUUUUUAUGCCCCAAAGGUACAUUGAUCACAUAUGGCAGAUAACCCCUAUUAAUUUUCAGGUCACUAGGUCAAAGGUCAAGGUCACAGUGACACAAAACAGAAAAUGCUUUCUGGAUGAUAACUUAAGAACGCUUAAGUGAGGGAUCAGGAAAGUUCAUAGUGACAUUGGUCAUGAUGACAGAUGAACUCUAUUGAUUUUCAGAACUCUAGGUCAAAGGUCAAGGUCACAGUGAAUUGAAACAGUAAAAUGGUUAACGGAUGAUAUCUCACGAAUGCUUAGGGUUAGGAUCAGGAAAGUUCAUGGGGACAUUGGUCACGACCAACAGAUGUCCCCUAUUGAUUUUCAGGACUCUAGGUCAAAGUUCAAGGUCACAGUGACCUGAAGCAGUAAAAUGGUUUCCGAAUGAUAGCUCAAGAACGCUUAGGCCUGGUAUCAGGAAAGUUUAUUGGGGACAUUGGUCAUGACCGGCAGAUGAACCCUAUUGAUUUUCAGGUCACUAGGUCAAAGUUCAAGAUCACAGUGACUCUAAGGAGUAAAAUGGUUUCCGGAUGAUAACUCAAGAGUUCUUAAGCCUGUGAUCAGGAAAGUUUAUUGGGACAUUGGUCAUGACUGACAGAAGACCCCUAUUUAUUUUGAGGUAACUAGGUCAAAGUUCAAGGUCACAGUGACACAAAGCAGUUAAAUGGUUUCUGGAUGAUAUAUCAAGAAUGCUCAAGACUGGAAUCAGGAAAAUUCAUAGGGAGAUUGGUCAUGACUGGCAGAUGACCCCAUUGACUUUGAGGUCACUAAGUCAAAGUUCAAGGUCACUGACUCGAAACAGUAUAAUGGUUUCCGGAUGAUAACUCAAAAAUGCUUUAGCCUGGGAUCAAGAAAUAUAAUAGGGACAUUGGUCAUGACUGACAGAUGACUCCCAUUGAUUUUCAGUAAUCUAGGUCAAAGGUCAAGGUCACAGUGACUUGAAACAGUAAAAUGGUUUCUGGAUGAUUAUUCAAGAAUGCUUAGGGUAAGGAUCAGGAAAGUUCAUGGGGACAUUGGUCAUGAUGGACAGAUGACCCCUUAAUGAUUUUCAGGACUCCAGGUCAAAGUUCAAGGGCACUGUGACUCGAAACAGUAAAAUGGUUUCCGGAUGAUAACUCAAGAACACUUAGGCCUGGAAUCAGGAAAUUUCAUAUUGACAUUGGUCAUAACUGACAGAUGACCCCAUUAGUUUUCAGGUCACCAGAUCAAAGUUCAAGGUCACAGUGACUCCAAGCAGUAAAAUGGUUUUCGGAUGAUCACUCAAGAAUUCUUCAGCCUGGGAUCAGGAAAAUUCAUAUGGACAUUGGUCAUGACUGACAGAUGACCCCUAUCGAUUUUCAGGUCACUUGGUCAAAGUUCAAAGUCACAGUGACUCGAAUCAGUAAAAUGGUUUCCGGAUGAUAACUCAAGAACGCUUAAGCCUGGGAUCAGGAAAGCUCAUAAGGACAUUGGUCAUGACUGACAGAUGACCCCUAUUGAUUUUCAGGUCACUAGGUAAAGUUCAAAGUCACAGCAACUUGAAGUAGUAAAAUGGUAUCCGGAUGAUAACCCAAGAACGCUUAAGCCUGGGAUCAGGAAAGUUCAUAGGGACAUUGGUCAUGACUGACAGAUGACCCCUAUUGAUUUUCAGUACUCUAGGUCAAAGGUCAAGGUCACAGUGACUUGAAACAGUAAAAUGGUUUCUGGAUGAUAACUCACGAAUGCUUAGGGUUAGGAUCAGGAAAGUUCAUGGGGACAUUAGCAACUCCACGACUCACGCGAGCAAUUCUUCUUUAAAUUGCCAAUCAUACUCGAAUGUAUUCACACAAUGGCUGCCACUACAACAGACAGUCCAUUUGGGGAGCAUGCGAGUUUUAGAAUCAUUGAUGUUUAAGAGUAUCAAUCCAUUGGUCUGCCAUUCAGCCGUUAUUAAUGUUACACAUUUGCAGUAAGUAAAUGCUUUAUAAAUGAUGUAUGUACAAUUAUUUUAUAUCAUUGGUUUGUUUUUAACGUAAUUGCAUUAAAAUGACUGUGUGCUUU